Messenger RNA from Penicillium soppii, 1566 nucleotides. RefSeq lists its product as uncharacterized. Gene Ontology annotation, biological process: carbohydrate transport; transmembrane transport. Bases 1 to 1566 code for a protein of 521 amino acids. Lineage: Eukaryota; Fungi; Ascomycota; Eurotiomycetes; Eurotiales; Aspergillaceae. Gene Ontology annotation, molecular function: carbohydrate:proton symporter activity. Gene Ontology annotation, cellular component: membrane. The transcript has 4 exons. The record is from RefSeq and is a predicted model, not a curated record.
AUGUUCGAAAACUCUGAGACUCUUAAGCCUCCUAAAGGUCACUUUUACUUAGCAGGGAGGCUGUUCCCUCGGGUAAAAUGGUGGAAAUCCCCUAAGAUGCGAGUACUGUACUUUUACAUAUUUGUUCUGAUCAUAACUAACACGGCGAAUGGGUUUGACAACUCGAUGAUGAAUGGUCUUCAAACAUUGUCCUACUGGCAGGACUAUUUCGACCACCCCAAAGGUCCCACACUCGGCUUGUUUAACUGUGUCAUGAGUGUGGGUGCACUGGCUGGGUUAGUGAUUUUGCCAUAUAUGCUUGAUCGUCUUGGCCGGAGGAUUUGUUUAGUGUUUGGGUCUUUCUUUAUGUUGCUAGGUGUCGCACUACAGUCCGGCUCCAUCAAUUUCUCCAUGUUCGUUGGAGCUCGAUUUAUCCUCGGGUUUGGUGAUAUAAUUGUGAUUUGCACUGCGCCUCUCCUUAUCACUGAGAUCGCCCCCGCGCAGGACAGAGCUAUUCUGGUCACUAUAGCGGGUGCCACGUACCACUCGGGCGCGUUCAUCGCAGCGUGGACAACAUAUGGAACACUGAAGAUCCAAAGCGAAUGGUCAUGGAGAACCCCAAGCCUGAUUCAAGGCGUAUUUACAUUGAUUAUGCUGGCAGUUGUGUGGUGGAUUCCGGAGAGCCCGCGCUACUAUGUCUCUAAAGAGCAGCCAGAAAAGGCCAUGAAGAUCCUCGCGUACUAUCAUGCUGAUGGAAACGAGAACGAUGAGGUAGUUCAAUUAGAGUUUACGGAAAUCACAACUGCCAUCGCGAUGGAGAAAAAUGCGGAGCAUUCGGGAUCUUACAUGGACUUCCUGAGAACUCCUGGGAACCGAAAGCGACUGCUCAUUAUUAUAACCUUUGGCUUGUUUGCUCAAUGGUCAGGUAAUGGUCUGGUGUCCUAUUAUCUGAAUCUCAUUAUGGACAGCAUUGGAAUCAAAGAUGCGAACCGACAAUUAUUGAUCAAUGGAGCGUUAACCUCUUUCAACCUUGCCACAAACCUAUUUUUCAGCUUCUUCGUUGACAAAUGGGGGAGGCGACCCAUUAUGCUCGUGAGCUCGGCUGGCAUGAUGGUUGCCUUUGUCGUGUGGACAGCGCUGUCGGCGAAAUAUGAUGCGGAUGCAAGCUCGGCGCUUGGAUCUGGAGUCUUAGGGAUGAUUUUCAUAUAUUAUCUCUUCUACAACCUGAAGUCCGGAUUGAUUGCGAGCUAUACUACCGAGAUUCUCCCUUAUUCGAUGCGUGCCAAAGGAUACACUAUUAUGGAGUUUGCCAUGUACAUCGCGCUGUUUUUCAACCAAUAUGUCAACCCGAUUGCCCUGGAAAACAUUCAUUGGCGCUACUAUAUCUUUUACUGCUGCUUCUUGUUUGUGGAAGUCAUAGUGAUCUGGUUCUUUUACCCCGAGACGCGCUACUUACCACUUGAAGAGAUUACGAAGAUAUUUGACGGAGAUGAUAUUGCAACCGCUGCGAACCUGGAGAUGGAAAAGAUUGAAGAAUAUGGAAAAGGCAUGACAAGGGCUGUUCAUAUUGAAGAUGCAAGUGCUUGA